Lethenteron reissneri (Far Eastern brook lamprey) is the source of this 4538-nucleotide messenger RNA. Its product is annotated as myeloid zinc finger 1-like. Gene Ontology annotation, biological process: regulation of transcription by RNA polymerase II. Gene Ontology annotation, molecular function: DNA-binding transcription factor activity, RNA polymerase II-specific; RNA polymerase II cis-regulatory region sequence-specific DNA binding. Lineage: Eukaryota; Metazoa; Chordata; Hyperoartia; Petromyzontiformes; Petromyzontidae. The record is from RefSeq and is a predicted model, not a curated record.
CGUCGAAGCCCCUCCCCCUCUUCUCGUCACGUGUCGCAGGGACAGCAGCAACAGCGGAUCGCCCUCUCCACUGCUGGAUGAGAUGGCUUCGCGUGCUGCGCUGCUGCCGUUCGUCAAGACGGAGGUGGAGGAAGCCCCAGGCCUGUGGCCCGGCUUGGCCAUGGAGUGCGAAGAGGAUGAUGGCGAUGAUGGUGACGACGAUGAUUGUGAUGACGGUGAAGCAGGAGCGGUCGUGAAGCAGGAGGAGGGUGAGGGCCGUCUGGGCCCCGAGAUCGUGAGGACGCUGGUGAAGACCGAGGUGGAGGAGGACGGUGAUGAUGGUGGUGAUGGAGACGUCAGCCUGCGUCCCGGCCGGGAGACGUCGCGGCCGCUGAAGGUGAAGGUCGAAUGGCAGGAGGGAGACUCGGGUGGCGAGCGGGAGCUCCUGUGCGCGGAGUGCGGCACGGAGCCGCGCGGCGGCGUCGGCGGCGUCCGGAACACGUGGGACGAAGAAGCGAAACCGGGCGGCGGCGACGGCGGCACCGCGCGAGCGUGCGCGCGGUGCGGCAAGGAGAUGCCGCUCGGGGGCAUCUCAUCGCACGACGACGACGGUGACGACGGCGUCGAAGGCGACGACGAUCGACGACUGCCGAAACGUCGGCGGCAGCGUCAGCGGCAGCAGCGACGCGCGCCCGGCGGCGGCGAGAAGCCGCACGUGUGCACCGAGUGCGGCAAGGCCUUCGCCCGCUGCUCCGACCUGGACCGCCACUCGCUGACGCACACCGGCGAGCGGCCGCACGGCUGCCCCGACUGCGGCCGCCGCUUCUCGCACGCCUCCUCGCUGAAGCUGCACGCGGCCACCCACACGGGGGAGCGCCCGCACGCCUGCCCCGACUGCGGCCGAGGCUUCACGCGGCGCUCCUACCUGGAGACGCACGCCCGCCUCCACACGGGCGAGAGGCCGCACGCCUGCGCGGACUGCGGCCGCCGCUUCCUGCACAAGCACUCGCUCAAGACGCACGCGGCCAGCCACGCCGCCCGGAGGCCCCUGGCCUGCGGCGAGUGCGGCCGCGGCUUCGCCCGCCCCUUCGACCUGGAGGCGCACGCGCGCACCCACACUGGCGAGAGGCCGCACCCGUGCCCCGACUGCGGCAGGCGCUUCGCCCGCCGGUGCCACCUGGAGGCGCACGCGCGCAUGCACACGGGCGAGUGGCCCUGCCUCUGCAAGGAGUGCGGCAAGGGCUUCGCCUGCUUCUCGCACCUGGAGAGGCACGCGCGCACGCACACGGGCGAGAGGCCGCACGCUUGCGACGCGUGCGGGAAGCAGUUUCGCGAGCGAUCGCACCUCAAGAAGCACGCGGCGACGCACGGAGCAGCGUACGAUGAAUGCCCCGGUGGGCCGGAGAUGGCAAAUACCUCGCCUGAAGGUAUGCAGCAAGGCUCUUCGCGUGACACCCAGAGUCAUCAUCAACAUCGUCGUCAUCAUCAUCAACGUCAUCAUCAUCAUCGUCAUCAUCAUCGUCAAAAUCGUCAUCAUCCUCGUCGUCGUCUGCCCACGUGCGUUUUGACGCGCGACUGCUGCCCGUUGAGACAAAGGCGGCCGAGGGGGUGGGUGGAGGUCCCCCCCCCUCAGCCCCCACCCACCCAGACUCAGAUGGCUUCUCUCGCCGAGCCUCCUGCUCCUCCUCCUGCUCCGCCGCCGCUCAUCAAACGAGAAGAUGAAGAGGACGUGCCAGGCGCUGGGGUGGGUCCGGGCGUGGCGGUGAAACGUGAAGAGCCGGCUGCUGACCAAGGCGGAGCAGCAGCAGCAGGAGCGGCGGUGCAGCAGCAGCAGCAGCAGCGUGUGUGUGCGCGUGCAGCAGGAGCGGUUGUGAAGCAGGAGGAGGGUGAGGGCCGUCUGGGCCGCGAGAUCGUGAGGACGCUGGUGAAGAACGAGGUGGAGGAGGACGGUGAUGAUGCGCCAGACCUGAAGAUCGUCAAGGUCGAGGGAGCCGGCGAAAGGCCGGAGGGGAGCCGGGAUUCACGCGGCUGGAACCCGGCCGCUCUGCACCACAACUUCAUCGAGGUGGAGUUGUCGGAAGGGGACGAUAGCGGAGACCAGAACUUCAUCGAGGUGGAGUUGUCAGAAGAGGAGGAGGAGGACGUUGGUGAAGGCGCAGCGAGAGGAUCGGGCCUCUCGUGCGACGAGUGCGGGAAGGGCCGCGGCGAGGGCUUCCGGACGACCGUGGCGGUGGCGGUGGCCGGUGUCGGAGGCCAACGUGGAGGCCGGACCUCGCGAGCCUGCGCACGGUGCGGGGAGAAGCCGCCGGGAGGCGUCGCGCGAAAAAAGCGGGCGACGUACGGCGGAGAGAAACGUUGCCUGCGGUCGACGCACCGAGGGAAGGCGUCUCCCACGGCGGCCGGCGACGCCGACGGCGGCAAGCCGCACGCGUGCGACGAGUGCGGUAAGGGGUUCACGCACCGCUACCGACUGCGGAGGCACGUGAAGACGCACGCCGGCGAGCGUCCGCACGUGUGCGCCGAGUGCGGCAAGGCGUUCACGCUGCGCGGCAACCUGAAGGUUCACGCCCGGAAGCACACGGGGGAGAGGCCGCACGCGUGUGGCGAGUGCGGUAAGGGGUUCACGCACCGCUACCGACUGCGGAGGCACGUGAAGACGCACGCCGGCGAGCGUCCGCACGUGUGCGCCAAGUGCGGCAAGGCGUUCACGCUGCGCGGCAACCUGGAGGUUCACGCCCGGAAGCACACGGGGGAGAGACCGCACGCUUGCGGCGAGUGCGGGAAGAGGUUCGCGACGCGCUACAACCUGGAGACGCACGCGCGCACCCACACGGGCGAGUGGCCUCACGCCUGCAGCGACUGCGGCCGGGGCUUCGCGACGCGCUCCAACCUGGAGGCGCACGCCAGGACCCACACGGGCGAGCGGCCGUACGCGUGCGGCGAGUGCGGCAAGCGCUUCUCGCUGCGCGUCAACCUGGAGACGCACGCGCGCACCCACACGGGCGAGAAGCCGCACGCCUGCCCCGACUGUGGCCGCGGUUUCACGCGCCGCUCCAACCUGGAGAGGCACGCGCGCACCCACACCGGCGAGUGGCCGCACGCUUGCCCCGACUGCGGCAAGGGGUUCGCGCUGCGAGCGGGCCUCGAGGCGCACCGCCGGACGCACGCCCCCGAGAGGCUGCACGCCUGCCCCGAGUGCGGGGAGGCGUUCGCUCGGCGCUCCGGCCUCGAGACGCACGCGCGGACGCACGCCGGCGAGAGGUUGCACUCGUGCGCCGACUGCGGGAGGGGCUUCGCCCGCCACUCGCACCUCAAGGAGCACUCGAAGACGCACAGCGGCGAGCGGCCGCACGCGUGCGGCGAGUGCGGGCGCGCCUUCUCGCAGCGCUCGAACCUGGAGACGCACGCGAGGACGCACACGGGAGAGAGGCCUCACGUUUGCGAGCAGUGCGGCCGGGGGUUCUCGCGGAGGAACGCGUUAAAGAGGCACUACAAGACGCACGCCGUCGAGCGGACGCCAUGAGCAGACCUCCUCGUGGAGACCGACCCCCUUACACACACAAAGACAAAAGAUCCCCCCCAUGUAGCCUUCAACAGACUCUUGGGGCUGUUCGCGAGCACGCAAUGAAGGCCGUCACUGUGGCGAUGUUCACACAUCUCACCAGGUACUCAUUUGAGACCGGGUCGACCUAGGGGAGACCCAGGAUCGGUUCAGAUCAUUGUCACUGGUGUUGGCCGGGAGCGGAAAUCGAACUCGGGUCGCUGGGUUGGUAGCGCAAUGUGCUAACCGCUGCACUUCCGCUCCCCACUAUCACAUCCACCAUCACCGCCAUUACAAAAUAUGGCUGUUUCCGUGUUCACUUGUAGUGUGAAGAUGAUCCGCUGCCCUUAUCAUCUUCAAUCUCCUCCACCACUCCCACAUAUCACCUCUCCUCCUUAUCCAUCCUGCUUCCCAUCUACUGUCACUACACUAGCUACAAAGUGCUUGCCACCAAUGCACCACAUUACCUCGCUGAUCUCAGCAAGGAACAGAAAUCAUCACGCAAACUCCGGUCGUCCUCGCAGCGGCGGCCUUUGGCGAGCCAUCGAUCAAAGACGGUCAAUGUAAAUACAGCUCCCUCCUUCAUCCACAGCUCUCGCCUUCAUCCACAGCUCCCUCCUUCAUCCACAGCUCUCUCCUUCAUCCACAGCUCUCUCCUUCACCCACAGCUCCCUCCUUCAUCCACAGCUCCCUCCUUCAUCCACAGCUCCCUCCUUCAUCCACAGCUCCCUCCUUCAUCCACAGCUCCCUCCUUCAUCCACAGCUCUCUCCUUCACCCACAGCUCCCUCCUUCAUCCACAGCUCCCUCCUUCAUCCACAGCUCUCUCCUUCAUCCACAGCUCCCUCCUUCAUCCACAGCUCCCUCCUUCAUCCACAGCUCCCUCCUUCAUCCACAGCUCUUUCCUUCAUCCACAGCUCUUUCCUUCAUCCACAGCUCCCUCCUUCAUCCACAGCUCUCGCCUUCAUCCACAGCUCUUUCCUUCAUCCACAGCUCCCUCCUCCAUCCACAGCUCUCUCC